Adineta steineri is the source of this 1986-nucleotide messenger RNA. The record is from the annotation of a GenBank genome assembly. NCBI's taxonomy places the organism in Eukaryota, Metazoa, Rotifera, Eurotatoria, Adinetida, Adinetidae.
AUGUCGUCCGAAAUGGAUUAUAUUGAAUCAUUGGUAUCAGCACAAAGAUAUUUAUAUCAAUUUGGUGGUGCAUUUUUGAUCUGUAUUGGUAGUAUCGGUUGCAUAUUUAAUUUAAUUAUUUUUUCAAAGAAGAAUCUUCGUAAAAAUCCAUGUUCAGUCUAUUUCAUUGCAUACAAUAUUGCUAAUCUUUUUCAAAUAUGUAUAAUUUUUUCACAGCCAAUGUUAACAUAUGGCUAUAGCAUUAGUACGACAACAUGGAGUAAUAGUUUUUGUCGUUUCACUUAUUUUAGUGGAUAUGCUGUUGAUAUUCUCAGUUCAUUUUAUUUGAUUAUGGCUUCAAUUGAUCGAAUGUUAUUCACUUCACGAAAUGUACGCAUUCGUCAACAUAGCAAUCAUCGUGUUGCGUAUACAUGUAUCAUUGUUGGUACAAUAUGUUGUGUGUUAUUUCACAGUCCUGCAUUGAUCUUAAUCAGCAUUGUAGAAAUUAUACCGAAUUAUUAUGCCUGUUAUUUCAAUUCUAACGGAUAUUUAGCAUUCACAACCUAUUAUGAACUAAUAAAAGUCAUCUUCAUACCAACACUUAUGAUUAUCUGUGAAAUAUGUACUAUCAAGAACAUUCAAUCUACACGCCAUGCAAGAGUUAUUCCAAUAUCAAAUACAGUCGGUAGUAUCUUGAAUCCUGGACGUGCUAAAGAUCGUCAACUGAUCAAAAUACUACUUAUCAAUAUUACUGUUUACAUUAUUUUCAAUUUGAUGCCUGCAAUUGUUUAUCCCUAUCAGCAAAUCGUUCGAUAUCAAAGCAAAAAUUUAGCACAAAGUCAAAUGAAUACGUUUUUAAUGAAUGCUUCGAAAUGUGGUUAUGUUGUUCUUAUCUUACUCAUCUAUUGGAUUUCAGAAGCUAUUCCCGUACCUGUCACAUCAUUAUUACCUCUUAUCUUGUUUCCAUUAACAGGCAUACUCAAAGCUAGUGAUGUCGCUUCAAAUUAUUUCAAAGACACUGCAUCGUUGUUCUUCGGAAGUGUCACAUUAGCUUAUGCGAUACAACGAGUUAAUUUACACCGACGUGCUGCUUUAUUUAUUUUAACAGUAGUCGGAUCAUCCACCAAAUGGAUAAUGGCUGGAUUGAUGACAACGACAUGUUUGAUAUCAAUGUGGAUCAAUAAUGCUGCUAGCACGUCAAUAAUGUUGCCAGUUGCAUUGGCAAUUGCAGAUGAAUAUGAGCAACAUACAAAUAAUCUAGGCAACGCUAGUGAACAUUCAAUUGUUACUAUGAAUGGUUUGACUCCAGCAAAUGUAAAAGAUGAAUCAACUGAACAAGAACAAAAAGUUUCUUCAAAUGAUAUUAUCAAACUUAGAAAAGGUCUUAUUUUAUGUGUUGCAUACAGUUCAGUUUACGGUGGACUUUCUACUAUCGUCGGAUCUGCUGCUACAGUUUUUCUUAAAGGCUAUGUUGAUGAACAGUAUGCCAAUACUAAUUUUCGUCUAACAUUUCUCAAUUAUCUUCUAUUGACUCUCCCAACAGUCGUAUUGAUGAUGAUAUCAUGUUGGUUAUGGCUACAGAUUCGCUUUAAUUAUCACGGUUUGAUUCAAUCCUGUUGUUCGAAAAAUUCAAUGUUAAAUGCAAGAGAUGAACAUUUGAAACAGACCUUACGGCGGCAGUACAAUGAGCUUGGACCAUUGCAAUGGAAAGAAGGAGUUGUUGCCAUACUGUUUUUAUCCGCUAUCGUACUGUGGAUUACACGUGAUCUAGCUGGAAAUGGUAGUGGAUGGGGGAGUCUCAUGUCACGCAAUGCUGUAUCAAAUGGUACUGUAGCUCUAUUGAUGGCCGUUCUUACUAUGAUCUUACCAAAUGAGAAGCCACGUUUAAAAGAUUGGAAGUAUAAUCCAAUUAUUCCUUGGAUAGAUUUAUCAAAGAAUUAUCCAUGGGGAACGUUGUUAAUGCUUGGUGCAGGUCUUUCAAUUGCACAAGCAUUUCAAGUAUAUUAG